Molecule: messenger RNA, 2121 nt
Organism: Truncatella angustata
Lineage: Eukaryota; Fungi; Ascomycota; Sordariomycetes; Amphisphaeriales; Sporocadaceae
Exons: 2
Coding region: 1-2121 (706 amino acids)
Source: RefSeq, a predicted model, not a curated record
AUGCUUCCGGUCGAGGAAUACAUCGAUCCUGCUGUCCCAUUUGAGCGGCAGGUGGGUGUUCUGCGGCGAAGCGAAGAAACGUCAACCACUAUAGGGCCCACGUCAGCUAGCUCGUCUACUUCUUCCACUUCAUUAGAGGAAAUUGUGACUGCGACUCGACCAUCUGAAGACUUUGGUAAUAUUGGAACAGUUACUCUCACGUUAAGCUCAACAGUCCCGCCGGGCGCACCAUCUCCCGCAGAUUAUGGGAAUGUUGACAAAAGCAUCACGUUCACAGAACCCGCGUUCACUGCAGCGCCUGACGAUCACGGCAAUGUUAGGACCGUCGUCAUCACAGAGUCUAAUACCACACCCCAAACCCCGACAUAUGUGCCAGCUGCUGUUUCGACUUUGACUAACUCCCUUGGCGUUGCGACUCAGAUAUCAACGAGCAUACCGUCUGCAAUUUCAAUACCUAUGACUACAAUCCUGACCAACUCCUUAGGUCAACCAACAGUCACAGCUGUUACCAGCGUCCUUGUAACACCUAUCUUCUCCACAUUGACGGAUGCUGACGGCGUUACUACCGCCACCAUAACGAGCUAUCCAGUCUUCCCUUCAGACACGGUGCGCACACAAGUUUUUUACAUUAGCUAUGCUGAAUACUUUGUUGGCUUCUUCUUGCCGACGGUGUGCUCCAUCCUUAUCGCCAUCCCGAUUCGCGUCCUCGAUCUCAACGCAAAGCUUUUCCAGCCGUGGCACGAACUCACUCAUGCGCAUGGGGCAACAGGUCGCGAAUCACUAUGUCUCGAGACCAGCGGGUGGCAGUCCGUUGUUACCAGUGUCCGCUCCCUUUUCGGUGGCCAAGCGCUCGUAUUUCUUACCACAAGCUUGGUCAUGUGCUCCUCACUUGUCGUUCCGCUUUCGGCUGAGGCGGUUGCUCUGAAGUUGCGAGGCGAUUGUCGACCAGGCUCCAUGUCUGCCAAAAAUUGCGCUUAUGAGCUAAGUGUUUUUGCACAGCCGGCGAAAGCGACUAUGGGUCUGCUAAGUUUCAUGGCCUUGACUGUCAUCAUGCUCAUCUUCUUCCUCGGUAAGUGGCAAAGUGGAGUGAGCACGAAUCCAUGGAGCAUCUGGGGUAUUGCAGGGUUGAGCCAGAACAAGGACGUGAGAUCGCUGUUCACAUCAGCAUUACCGGAUCGCAUCGAUGUCGGACAUAUACCAGAACGACUUCUGAAAGAUCUGUUCGAUCAGAGAAAGUUUAAGCUCGGAUGGUUCAGGGACGAGAAGUUUGGCUUGCAGUAUGGUAUCAUGUUGCACGAUCAGUAUCCUGCGGGUCAUCCGUUACAUACCCGUAUCCGUGAGAUGCAAGCGGCCGAGAAGCCGAGGAACCACGGCCACGUGAAUACUCGUCAGCAUCAACCUUUCUGGAUGCUAGGAUAUUUCGGCAGAUCACUGUUUCUACUGGUGUUGCUGGGAAUCCUGGCACUGAUCCUGUACUACAACAACACUGGAGGCGAUACUCCGUUUGAAAGGUUCAUGAACAGCGAGUCUUUCGGCGUGAAGUUCCUAUUUACAGCUGUCGGCGUCAUCAUCACUUUCUUUUGGUCUUCCUUCUUUAGUAGUAUCGCGACCAUGUCUCCUUACCACCUCCUCGCUACUCGCCCACAAUUAGCGCGACAUUCAAUCCUCUUAUCGUCGCCAACCAACGCUUUCAGCGGCAUCAUAUCUGGGUUCCGGCGGCGUCAUGCAUUUCUUGCUCUGGUGGGCCUAACAGCGGUGCUCUCUGAAUUCCUCACACUGUUUCUUUCUAACAUACCCUUCCGCGUGACGCAGACCUACCUCGUGGCACGGAUUUGUACCUGGAGUGCGGUAGGAAUUCUGGCCAUUAUGCUUCUAGUGGUGGGUGGAAGCUUCUUCUGCAAAUGGCCGCAUAUGCCUGUAGACCCAAGCACCAUUGCCGGUUCGAUGUACUAUGUGUGUGAUAGUUGGAUGAUGACUUGUCUUGAGAACAUCAGUGCGUCGGAUAAGAAGGAGCGCGACUGGAGGGUCGCUCUGAUGGGAGAGCGUUAUGAGUUUGGGGAAAUAACGGGGCAAAAUGGCACGGUGAGGAUUGGUGUCGAUAAUGUUGCCCCAAGAUGCUAG